GGAAGUUUGUAUUUGAAAAAAAAUAUAUAAUUUUGUUCAAUGCAAAACAGCAACAAGCUGUUUUAAUUUUUGUUGUUUUUUUCCAUUUAACUAAAUUGUGUCGGUAGAAGUGAAUUUUGUUAUUUAUUUUUCCGUAAUCAAUCUCAACCUCAACAUCAUCGAAUCGUAUUUGUGCGUGUGAUUUUUGUUUUUUCUCAAUAUUCACGCACACAUCAAAAUUUUAUGUAAAAUCAAAAUCAAAUUUCUUUUAGUUAAACGACAAUCAAGUUGGAAUCAUCGAAUCAAUCUGAUCAAUCAACCAACCAAUCAACCAACAAUUAUGACAAAUAUUGACGAACAACAACAACAACAACAAAAUAAUAAUGAGCUUUCAACGGUCGAUGUCAAAACAAGCAACUGGAAAGGUACAUUGAUCUCCAUUCUAGUUAUAGUAUUAUUGUCUUCAGCCAUUAUUUUGGCUAUUUAUUUAAUCAAUCCUGAUAUUCAAAAUAAAUUUAUCACUGAAACCCGAGAAAGACUUAAGUUAGAAGAAUUAUUACAUGGAAACUAUACGAUACAGCCAACAUUUAAUGGAACAUGGAUUAGUGAUACAGAGAUUACAUUCAUAUCAUCGGCCGGUGAUUUUGCCCUAUAUGAUGUCCGUAACGAUAAAACGGAUAUUAUUAUCUAUGCCAGGAUUAUGAAACAACAUGAAGUAGAUCGAGCUAUAUUGUCACCAAAUCGUCAAUAUGUUUUACUUAUCAGUCAUAUCAAGAAUUUAUUCCGCCACAGUACUUUGGCCCAUUAUAAAGCUUACAAUCUAUCAAAUGAUAAUAUUAUCAAUAUAAGACCACAUGAAGCAAACAGUGAUGCCAGUUUACAGGCAGCCGAAUGGGGUCCAAAAAAUGCCCAAUUAGUUUUUGUAUUCGAAAAUAAUAUCUAUUAUAUGCCCGAUCCAAACGAAAGUCAAACAUAUCGUAUAAGUCAUGAUGAUGAUCGUUACAUCUAUAAUGGAAUACCCGAUUGGAUCUAUGAGGAAGAAAUUUUAGCAACGAGUACAGCAUUUUGGUGGUCAAAAGAUGGCAAACGUCUAGCAUAUGCUCGUUUUAAUGAUAGUAAAGUUGAGAUACAAGAAUAUCCAUGGUAUGGAGAUCAAGUUGAUGUUGAAUCACAAUAUCUUGGCGCGAUAAAAAUUAAAUAUCCAAAACCAGGAACGACGAAUCCAACCAUAACAUUACACAUGGUUGAUCUGGAGAAUUCCGAUUUUAUUCCAUAUGAAGUUUUACCUCCAUUUGAGAUAACAAAACAUAGUGAUUACUAUUUAACAUCAGUUGCAUGGGCUGAUCGUGAUUGUCUGAUUGCCGUAUGGAUGACACGUGAACAAAAUUAUGCUUCUUAUUCAUGGUGUUCACCAUCAUCAUCCGAAAUUGAUCGUAUAUGGAAAUGUCAAGAAAGUUUUCACAAAGAACUUCGAAAUGGAUGGGUUGAAAUUUCAGCUGUACAUGUUGACCAAAAUGGCCAGAAUUUUUACACAUUACAUAGCGAUGAUAGCUCGGAACAAUUUGUACAAAUUAUCAAAGUUAAUAUUAAGACUUAUGAAAAAAGUUUUAUCACAUCUGGCAAACGUGAUGUGACAAAAAUAUUAAAAAUCAUUCCAUUUUAUGAUAAUGAUGAUGGUGAACACAAUAAAAUAUAUUAUUUAGCAACCAGAAUAAAUAAACCGGGUGAACGACAUGUAUAUAAUGUUGUGGAUAAAUCCAAAUGGAUGAUUACAACAAAUCGAAACAACAACAACAAUGAUAAUAAUAAUAAUAAUACAACAAAGUGCAUUACAUGUGAUCAAAUCGAGCUUAAUCAAUGUCUAUAUAAUCGUUUAACAUUUAGCCAUAAUGGUACAUAUUAUAUACGAGAAUGUCUUGGACCAAAUAUUCCAUAUUCAACAUUACAUAGAUUAAAUGAUGAUGAUGACCAUAAUUAUACACGUCAAUGGGAAAUGAAUGAAAAAUUAAAAUUGACAUUGAGUAAAAAAUUAUUACCAACAAUUGUUACGGAGAUUAUCAACCGAACUGAUUAUGUUUUGAUUGUUCAAAUGUUUUUGCCUCCAUCAUUUAAACCGGAUAGUAUUGUAAAAUAUCCAUUAUUAAUACAAGUAUAUGGUGGUCCAGGAUCACAAAAUGUGAAUGAAAAUUUUAAAAUGAAUUAUGGUAAAUUUCUUGCCGGUAGUACGGAAAUUAUCUAUGCAUAUGUAGAUGGAAGAGGUAGUGGAUUUCAAGGUGAAAAAAUGAAACAUUAUUUAUUUCAUCGAUUGGGCACAGUCGAAAUUGAUGAUCAGAUUAUUGCUGCCAGAUAUCUUCGAGAUAAAUAUAAUUUUAUUAAUCGUGCUGCUAUCGGUAUUUGGGGUUGGAGCUAUGGAGGUUAUGCUACAACUAAAAUUUUACUCAGAGAUCAAAAUGAUCCAGUGUUUGCCUGUGGAAUAUCGGUAGCACCAGUUACAUCAUGGCUUCUAUACGAUUCGGCUUACACGGAACGUUAUAUGAGUUUACCAACAAAUAAAACAAUGGAAAAUUAUCAAACAUCAUCAGUAAUGUAUGAUGUAAAUCAUUUACAGGAUAUAAAUCAUAUGCAUGGUAAAAAAUUUCUAUUAAUUCAUGGAACAGCAGAUGAUAAUGUACACAUACAGAAUUCAAUGGUUCUUAUCAAAGAAUUGAAUAAAAAAAAUAUAAUAUUUAAUACACAAAUUUAUCCGGAUGAAAAUCAUGGACUACCAAGUGUCAGUAUACAUCUUUAUCAAACAAUGACCAAUUUUUGGAAUGAUUGUUUUAAAUCUGAUUCAUUUGUUGAAGAAAUUGGAUUACGAAGACGACGUGUUUCAAAAAAUUCCAACGAUGAAUAAUAGAAUCAUCUAUUUAUAAUAAACGAAAAUAUUUAACCAAGUUCCAAAGUCAUUUAUAAAUGAAUUUUCAUAUGCAAAUGUGAGCAACAAAA
Dermatophagoides pteronyssinus (European house dust mite) is the source of this 2964-nucleotide messenger RNA. RefSeq names its product prolyl endopeptidase FAP-like. Gene Ontology annotation, biological process: proteolysis. Gene Ontology annotation, cellular component: plasma membrane. Gene Ontology annotation, molecular function: dipeptidyl-peptidase activity; serine-type peptidase activity. Lineage: Eukaryota; Metazoa; Arthropoda; Arachnida; Sarcoptiformes; Pyroglyphidae. The record is from RefSeq and is a predicted model, not a curated record.